Chaetura pelagica (chimney swift) is the source of this 1202-nucleotide messenger RNA. RefSeq names its product general transcription factor IIE, polypeptide 2, beta 34kDa (gene GTF2E2). Lineage: Eukaryota; Metazoa; Chordata; Aves; Apodiformes; Apodidae. Gene Ontology annotation, biological process: transcription initiation at RNA polymerase II promoter. Bases 1 to 873 code for a protein of 290 amino acids. Gene Ontology annotation, cellular component: transcription factor TFIIE complex. The record is from RefSeq and is a predicted model, not a curated record. The transcript is spliced from 7 exons.
AUGGAUCCCAGCUUGUUGAGGGAGCGAGAGCUCUUCAAGAAACGGGCCCUCUCCACCCCCGCGGUAGAGAAACGUCCAGCGCCCUCUUCUGACUCCUCCUCCAAGAAGAAGAAAGCAAAGGUAGAACAGAGUGGCUCCUCGAGCUCCAAGCAGAGCACAGAUCACAGCAAUGGAUCAUUUAACUUGAAAGCCCUUUCAGGAGGCUCUGGCUACAAAUUUGGAGUCCUUGCUAAAAUAGUGAAUUAUAUGAAGACCAGGCACCAGCGUGGAGACACUCAUGCAUUAACCCUGGAUGAAAUUUUGGAUGAAACACAGCAUUUAGAUAUUGGACUCAAACAGAAACAAUGGUUAAUGAGCGAGGCUCUAGUCAACAACCCCAAGAUAGAAGUUGUAGAUGGCAAGUAUGCUUUCAAACCCAAGUACAACUUGAAGGAUAAAAAGGCUCUGCUCAGGCUCCUGGACAAGCACGACCAGCGAGGACUGGGAGGAAUCCUCUUAGAAGAUAUUGAGGAAGGGCUGCCCAAUGCCCAGAAAGCUAUAAAGGCUUUAGGGGACCAGAUCAUCUUUGUGAAUCGCCCUGAUAAGAAGAAGAUUCUUUUCUACAAUGACAAGAGCUGCCAGUUUUCUGUGGAUGAAGAAUUUCAGAAGCUGUGGAGGAGCAUCCCCGUGGAUUCUAUGGAUGAGGAGAAGAUUGAAGAGUACCUGAAACGCCAGGGCAUUUCUUCCAUGCAGGAAACGGGACCAAAGAGAAUAGCUCCUAUUCAGAGGAGGAAGAAACCAGCUUCUCAGAAGAAACGUCGGUUUAAGACUCACAAUGACCACUUGGCUGGAGUGUUGAAAGAUUACUCUGAUGUUGUUCCUGGCAAGCAGUGAGCAGUUGCAUUCUGGAGCAAACAGGCCUUUCCAGACGGGCUUUUUGCCACUCGGCGUCUGCUCCCAGAGACACUGCCUGUAUAUAGUAAUGUGAUGUGUCUCCCCACCCCAGCCACUGCCAAGAUGAAACAGGUUGGUUUCAGAGGGGGGAGGAACGACUACAUUUAGAGUUUCAUUUCAUUAGCCAAUGGGAAAUGUGUCUAAGGUUCUCACUAGUGGCCUCUUGGCCCAGGGUGAUCAACGGUGCUCGGCACGUGAUGCGGGAGUUCCCGUUCAGUGCUGAACUCUGCUUUUACCCUGCUCCAGGGGUGUUUACCUGGAGUGAUGUA